Messenger RNA from Larimichthys crocea (large yellow croaker), 1916 nucleotides. RefSeq names its product nuclear autoantigenic sperm protein. Bases 141 to 1748 code for a protein of 535 amino acids. The transcript is spliced from 15 exons. The record is from RefSeq and is a predicted model, not a curated record. Gene Ontology annotation, molecular function: histone binding. Lineage: Eukaryota; Metazoa; Chordata; Actinopteri; Sciaenidae. Gene Ontology annotation, biological process: DNA replication-dependent chromatin assembly; CENP-A containing chromatin assembly. Gene Ontology annotation, cellular component: nucleoplasm.
AAUCUCCCGCGUUCCCAGUGAAGCGGAAAUAGAAAGCCUUCUGUUUUCUAUUUAAGCGCGCCAACAAAGGCUGUCACACACAUUUAUCUGACUUUGUUUCAUGUCCACCCACCUCACCUGUUUCCUCUCGUCCUCGAACAAUGCCGGAGGAAACGUCCAGCUCUGCGAGUGUGGAGGAGCAGCCGUGCUCGUCGUCAGCUGCCGCUGCAGACAGCACUGCUGACGCGAUGGAGGAGGCAAAGAAGCUGAUCGGCACAGGGAAGAAGCAUCUGGUGAUGGGAGAUGUAGUCUCUGCAGUCAGUGUCUUCCAGGACGCCUGCAGCAUGCUGGCUGCAAAGUACGGGGACACUGCUGACGAGUGUGGCGAGGCCUUCUUCCUGUGUGGGAAGUCCCUGCUGGAACUUGCCAGGAUGGAGAACGGUGUCUUUGGUAAUGCCCUGCAGGGAGUCCCAGAAGAAUCGGAGGAAGAGGAGCAGCCAAGUAACUCCAAUAUCGAGAGUGCCGAUAGUCUUGAUGAGGAAACUAGAGAGGAGCUACGAAAGCAGGUGUAUGAUGCAAUGGCAGAGGAGGGAAGGUCUGGGCCAGGCAAGCUGGAGUCUGAGGAUGGAGAGGGCAACACUGAGGUCAAAAAGGAAAAUGGUGUGGCAAAGUCCCCGGUCAAACACAAAGAGGUGACUGGAUCAGAGGAACCAACUUCCCCUGUGAGGGAGGAGAAUCCAGUCCAGAAAGCUGAAGUGAACGGAGUUGAGAAGAGCCCAGUCACUACUGUAAAUGGUGUUGAAAGUCCAUCAGGGUCUUCUGGAAAAGAAACUGCAGUAAAGGACAUGGAGGCAAAGCCAGAGGAGGAAUACGAGGCAGAGCAGGAUGGAGAGCAACCCGAGGACGACGACGACGACUGUGAGGAUGGAGAGACAAAUGGACAAGAGAAGGAAGAAGAUGAAGUUGAGAAUUUGCAGUUGGCGUGGGAGAUGCUGGAGGUCGCUAAAGUCAUCUACAAAAGAAGGCAAGGCAAAGAGGACCAGCUGAUGGCAGCCCAGACAUAUCUGAAACUUGGAGAAGUCAGCGCUGAGUCAGGUAACUAUCCCCAGGCACUAGAGGACUUCCAGGAGUGUCUGUCCCUGCAGCUGAAGCACUUGCUUCCACACAGUCGUCUGCUGGCUGAGACCCACUAUCAUGUUGCCACCACCCUUUGCUACAUGGCUCAGUACAGCCAGGCCAUCCAGCACUACAACAGCUCCAUACAAGUCAUUGAAACCCGACUGGCUAUGCUCCAGGAGGUGAUGGCUGCAGCAGAUGGGGCAGCAGAAGAGAAGAAUGAGAUGGAGGAGCUGAAGCAGCUUCUGCCUGACAUCAGAGGAAAGGUUGAAGAUGCCAAGGAAAGCCAGAGAACAGCCAUCGCUGCCUCCCAGGCCAUCCAGCAGACACUAAGAGGAGCCUCCACCUCAUCAGCGUUCCUGUGUGAAAAUGGGGGCCCUUCAUCCUCUUCAGCAUUUGCUGCUAGCAGCCAGAUCCCGGUUAAAUCACCGGACAGCGCCUCGUCUUCCAAAGCAGCUACAGACAUCUCUCACCUCGUCAGGAAAAAGAGGAAACCAGAGGAGGAGAGCCCAGUAAAGGACACUGAUGCUAAACAAGUGAAACAGGAAGCCACAGUUAAUGGCAGCGGUGACUCUAGUGCCAGCAACGGCAAUGGAGUCCAGGAGGGCAAAUCACAGGAGCCUGCCAGCCAGUCCUCCUCUGUCCAGUCUUAGGCUUGACUGCUUUCGUCUCGUUCCUGUUCUACAAAACCAGCACAGCAUGCCUGUUCAGCCCUCAGCUGUCACUUGUUCAACACUUGUUCAUGUAAAUAAAUCCAUUUUCAUAGGUUUGUUCAGUUUUGUAUACUUGUAGUAAAAAGAAUAAAAACUCUGCAGAUGUAA